AUGUCACAAUUGACCGUCGCAGCGAAGGCAAAUGGCUCCUUUCUGCUACCAACUCUUCUGGCUAUAAACUAUGUCAAACAAAGCCUCCCGGGCACCGUUAUCAACGUCGAGUUUGAAGAUGUCGAAUCCAUCGGAUCCCAAGGCGCAAAACUGGAGUUGAAGUCCGACGAUGGGAAAGCCAUAUACGAUGAUGAUGUCCUGCAGCAUCUAGAGAAUAUAUAUGCACCCUUGCAGGCCGGAGACAAGGGGAAGGUCGACGAGUGGGUGAAAAGGUCAACUGCCCUGCGGCCAUUGGAUUUCAAAUCGCUCGACCAACCGAUGAAAGAGCUGGAUUCUCAUCUCACUCUCCGUUCGUGCAUCGUUGGUUACUCUCUUACCUUGGCCGACCUAGCCGUGUGGGGAACUCUACGGGGAAACAGAAUUGCCAUAUCGGCCAUUCGAAAGGCAGCUACAAAUACAAGCCGUUGGUUUUCAUUUAUCGAAGCCUCGUAUCCGUGGGUAAACAUUGCUGUGGCUGAGUUAAGCGCCAGCGCUCAGAAGAGAAAGGCCGCUGCAAGCGCGGCCGGUGCAAGCUACAACAUCGGCCUGCAAAAUGUGGAGAAUGGAGUUGUUACUCGUUUCCCACCAGAGCCUUCGGGAUACCUGCAUAUCGGGCAUGCCAAAGCAGCACUUCUGAAUGAUUAUUUCGCCCAUGAGCAGAACAAGGGAACCUUGAUUUGCCGCUUCGACGACACCAAUCCUUCCAAGGAGAAUCAGGAAUUCGAGGACGCGAUCAAGCAUGAUUUAUCCCUGUUGGGCAUUUACCCGGACAAAACCUCCUUUUCAAGUGAUUAUUUCCAGGAAAUGUAUGAAUACUGCAUCCAAAUUAUCAAGGCUGGGAAAGCCUAUGCGGACGACACCGCGAAGGAGGUGAUGCAGGAGGAGCGGUUCAACGGCAUCGAGAGCAAGCGCCGCAAUGAAAGCAUUGAGGACAACUUGGCACGAUUUGCUGAAAUGAAAACAGGCUCAGAGGAGGGCCAGCGGUGGUGUAUUCGUGCAAAGAUCUCAAUUGACGACUUGAACAAGGCACUAAGGGACCCCGUCAUCUACCGCUGCAACUUGGAGCCCCACCACCGAACGGGCACUACAUGGAAAAUCUAUCCAACGUAUGAUUUCUGCGUGCCCAUCCUGGAUUCGCUAGAGGGCGUGACCCACGCACUGCGAACAACUGAGUAUGGUGACCGGAAUGCACAGUAUGUGUGGAUGCAGGAAGCCCUUGGCAUCCGGAAAGUUCACAUUUGGGACUUCUCCCGUGUCAACUUCAUUCGGGCUGUGUUGUCUAAGAGAAAGCUCACAAAAUUGGUCGAGGAGGGGGUUGUAUGGGGCUGGGAUGACCCGCGCAUGCCUACCAUUCGCGGAAUCAGACGACGUGGUAUGACAGUACCCGCCCUGCGCGAGUUCAUCCUGAAGCAAGGGCCCAGCCGGAACGUUGUUAACCUGGACUGGACUCUUUUCUGGGCGACUAACCGCAAGUAUAUCGACCCUGUGGCCCCGCGCCAUACCGCCAUUGACAAGCAGGACGUGGUGCGCGUUACCGUAAAGGGGAUCGAAGGUGUGCAGACUGCCGAUAAACCAAAGCACAUCAAGAACCCAGAACUAGGUUCCAAGAAGGUGAUCUACAGCCCUAAGAUUCUUCUGGAACAGGUGGACGCCGUCACAUUCCAGAAGGACGAGGAGAUUACGCUGAUGAACUGGGGCAACGCGUUUGUGCGCAAGAUCACCAGCGACCCAAUGUCUGGUGGUAGAAUCAGCAGCCUGGAACUUGAGUUGCAUCUGGCGGGGGAUGUCAAGAAGACGGAUAAGAAGGUCACAUGGUUGGCGGAGAAGGGGCAAAAACUUGUUCCCGUUGAACUUGUGGAUUUUGACUAUAUCAUUUCCAAGGAUAAAUUGGAGAAGGAUGAGGACAUCCAUGACUUCCUGACGCCUAAGACGGAGUUCCGGUCUGAGGCGUUUGCGGAUUGCAACGUUGCUGGCCUUGCGGAGGGGGAUAUUAUUCAGUUUGAGCGGAAGGGAUAUUAUAGAUUGGAUCGGCCGUAUAAAGAGGGGAAACCGGCUGUUUUCUUCAAUAUUCCCACGGGUAAAACUGGAUAG
Messenger RNA from Paracoccidioides brasiliensis Pb18, 2130 nucleotides. RefSeq names its product glutamate-tRNA ligase. The transcript is spliced from 2 exons. Bases 1 to 2130 code for a protein of 709 amino acids. Gene Ontology annotation, molecular function: ATP binding; glutamate-tRNA ligase activity. Gene Ontology annotation, biological process: glutamyl-tRNA aminoacylation; translation. The record is from RefSeq and is a predicted model, not a curated record. Gene Ontology annotation, cellular component: cytosol; methionyl glutamyl tRNA synthetase complex; cytoplasm.